ACAAAGUACAUCUUGUUCCAUUUAAAUAAGUAUCAUAUGGCAAAAGAUAAAAGAGUAUGGGACUGAAUGAGAUAGUUCCAAAUGACUUUUUAAAAGUGUAGAGCCAACAAUUCAUCCCUGUGUAAUGACUUACUUACCUUUGUGUGUAGCCAUGCAGUAGGUUGUGGCUUGCCACAUCCUGCCACCUCUGAGGAAUUUACAUCCAGUGCAGAUUCCAUUUGCUUUUUGGAAUAAACUCUUUCUUGCACUCUCUGAAGCAAAGAUCGAGGUCUUUGAGGCAGGAGCAGUUAGAAUGCAGAGCUAUGCAGGGAUAUAGCGGGCUUUUCUCAGCUUUAUUCGUGGUGGCUAGGAAUCAAGAUUUGAGCUGUCUUCUUUGGGAGAUGAAUUUUCAUUUUUCAUCAUUAUAGAAGUUUAAUGAUGACACAGACGAUUGAAUCAUUAAUUAUAGCUAUGAUAGUUCUUUUUAUUUAAAUUUUAUUUUAAAGAGGCUAUGAUAGUUCUAUAAGGAAAAGUACUUACUACUAAUUUGUAUUUUUCAUUACCCAAAGUGUUUUUCAGAAAGUGCCUAUCAAGGCCAAGCAAAACACAAAAUAUUCCCUAACCUAACAGAGUACAGAUUAUGAUGACAAGGUGUUAAUUCAAUAAUCAUUUAAAAAUGUACAGAGUACCUGGGCCUGGUGGUACACACUUGUAAUCCCAGCACUUGGGGGGCUGAGACGAGAGGGUUGUGAAUCUGAGGAACAAAAAAAGGUGAGGUUUUUUUUUGGUAUUGGGAUCAAACUCAUGACUUCAUGCUCGCCAGGCAGGCGCUUAUAAUGCUGAGCCCAGGUGGGUACUUUAAAAGAGAAGGCAUGGUUCUAUGACAUUACAAAGUAGGAACUUUUUUUUUUUUUUAACAUGAAGCAAAAUAAUAGAAAAUAAUGUCAUGUUGUAAGGGUAAGAAUUAUUGCAACCUGGAUGUAGUGGUGCAUACUUAUAACCCCAGCUACCUGGAAGGCUGAAGCAGGUUGACUGCAAAUUCAAUGCCAUUUUGGGCAACUUUACAAGACCCUAUCGAAAAAAUAAAUACAGGCGUUGGAGUAGGUCAGUGGUAGAGUGCUUGCCAAAUAUGCUUGAGGCUGUGAGUUCAAGGCCUGCUACUUGGAAGGAGGAGAAUGAUGAUUCUGCCCAUAUACGUGUAAACCAGCUCACAAAAUAUGUCGUGGGUCACAAUAAAAAUAAUAAUAACGAUAAAAAGCUACUAUAGUUGUGGACCUAACAACCCCACUACAGGAUUUUCCCUGUAGGUCAAGGAAAGUAAUAUUCUAGCUAGGCCGUGAAACAUUGACAGUUUAUAACUAGUGAGGAACCCAGGAAUCUGGGGCGCGUCAGGAUACCACGGGCGAAGGCUGACAAGGCUGGAGUAAGAUGCGGCGAGAGGGGGCUGGCGGUUGCUGGGAGGCAGAGGAGGAAGCAGGGCAGCAUGGUCCCCGUGCCGCCGGCAGGGGGCGCUGUGUGAAUCGUGGCGCCGCAGGUUUAACAGCUAGUCAGCAGAGGAUUGGAGGUGGGUGGUGGGCAAGGAGGAGGCCUUAGGAGUGGCUCUUCCCGGGCUUCUGUCAGUGCUGCCGUUGGGACCCAGAGCUCUGGGGAGGAAGAGCGCUUUGGGGGAGGAAGAUGUCUGGCAGGCUGUUGUGUUUAUGAGAGACCGGAAACUGAAUCACUGACAGCUCACUGAGGCUGAGGGCAAGGAUGAAGUCUUCUAAAUCGCACAGCGAGGAGCUUUAAAAACAAGGCCCCCUGGACCGGUGCCGCAGCCUCGACUCGCUGCUCAGAGAGGCUGCGCAGGGAGCACAGGGCCCUGGACUGGCUCUCUGUUGCUCCACUCAUCAGAUCUCCAGGACUUUCUCUACUUCCUAAUUAAACAGUGUGUGACCUGGCCCUGGUUCAGGUCUUCCCAGGGGCUGACCUCUGUCUGCCUUGAGUCUUCACACAGCUAUACACCCAACUCUUUUAAUUGUAUUAUUUAUUUAUUUAGAGGCAGAGUCUUGCUAAAUUGUUCAGGCUGGGCUUGAACCUGUGACCAUUCUGCCUCAGUCUCCCAGAGGGCUGGGAUGACAGGCUGUACUACCAGGCCUGGUAAGCAUUUCAUUGCAGACAGCUUCCUAGUCUUAAGAGCCAAGCAGUGUCUGCUCUGAGGCUCAGCUCUUUGCCUGCUUUCCAUCUGACCCUGUCCCUGCUCCCAGGCUGUUCCCCCACACUCGGGGUCUAGAGCAAUCCCAUCUGUGUGUCCCCAAGCAACAUAAGGACGUGAACAGUCUCCAGAGCCACUCCUUGGGACAGGCUGCCCAUGAUCCCUAGUAUCAUUACCUAAUGAUCUACACUUCUCAUUUUGUGAUUGAUGAGGUGCCCUCAUUUUAAAAUAUACUCUACAUAUUUUAAACCAUAGCCUAUGCUUCUCUUUUUUGAAUCCAUUUUAUUCAAAGAUAAAUAGAAAAAAGGGGGGGAACUACAAUAAAAUUUUAAAGUACAUCAAUCGGGGUAUAUUAUUUUUUGGUUUUUUGCCCUUGCGUACCGACAACUCGUGACUUUGCAUUUGCCAGGCACUAAAUCCUGGACCCUGGUGCUUCUUUUAAGAGAUGUACUCCUUGAGCCCAAGAUGUACUCCUUGACACCUGCCUAUAAUCUCAGCAUUCUAGGUGGCUGAGGCAGGAGGAUCACCAGUUCAAGCCCAGACUGGGCAAUUUAAGAGUUUAUCGAGACCCUGUCUCACAAGAGGGCAGAGCAUAUAAGCUCAGUACAAAGGUCUUGGGUUCAGUCCUUAGUACAGCAUAAAAGAAAGAGGAUGAGGAGGAGAGACCCCAGAAUCUUCUAGUUGCCUUAAAAGCAGGUUCAAGGCUGACUAGGGAGGCCUCUUAGGAGGCAGGUGCUGGGGUGAAGAUGGGGAGCUAAGUGACAGAUCACUCACAGCCGAGUCUCAGUGGAUGAAAAUUCAAAUGAGGGCUGAACAUGCAAGCAGCAAGGCAAGGACGCCAAAACCUGCUGAUCUUCCCUUUGGCCCCGGGGACAGCUCAGAUCGCAGGUGCCCUGUCAGCAGUGGCUGCCAGGACAGCCAGGUAGCUGGCUACGUAGAAGCGGCCGGAUGCUGCCCGCAGAGGCUGCAGGGAGGGCAUGGGCGGCCCCUGCAUGGAAGGCCACUGAUGAGAACAGACAGGCGCAGGACAGCCGGGGAUUAAGGGAUUUGCCCCUGCCCUCAUUUGACCUGUCCCACUACCUCUGCACAAUGCACUCCCGCAGGGAACGGGCUGACCGCACGGUGACCUGCAAGCAGCUGGCUUCUGCGUCACCCUGCCAAGGGUGACAGAUUGCAUGAGCUUGGGCACGCACUGGUCAGCCUUGAUUGUUCGGAAGAUGACCAGCUGUGCUCGGGAGGCUAGAUUUAUGUUCUACUCAGUUGUGAGCUUAAAUCUGGUGUAAAUGAGGACUUUUCCUCCCCCGUUUUUCUUCAAAGAAACAGACUUGAUCUUCAGUCCCUGUUGCCGUGGUGUGGGGCCCAGCUAGGUGAUUGUACAGGACAGUGGCAAGACCACCAAGGACUCUACACUCUGCGUACCACCAGGCAGUCUGCCCAGCCCUGCCGAGCCAUCUUCACACUCCUUGGACAGGAUGAGUGCCCUCGAUGGUGUCCCUUUCAAGGUGUCCAAGGGCUUCGUGAUCAGCGCAGAGUCUCUCCCCACACUGGAGCUCAGUGUCCCUGCCUGCAGGGAGCUCCUGCUGGGUUCCAUGCACGACUUCAGCCUGGAAAGGAAGGCUCUCUUCUGUGCUGAGGCUGCCACCCGAGGAUGCGGCCCCUACCCGUGCGGUGAUCAGGGCACGGCGUCGGCCCCUCCAGCCUGGCUCUUGCUGCUCAGUCCCGACAGCGGCCUGGCACCUGCACCUGCGGAGCCCGGACUCCAGGAGCCACCCGGAGGCGAGCAGGAGGCCGGCAGCGGCGGCGACGAGGAGGACCCUUCGUCAGCCAGCGAGGAUGAGAGGCGCCCUGGUGGCUCCCGGCCCAGCUCCCGGCCCAGCUCCCCGACCACCCCCGACCCCGGCCGGCGCCCCUCGCUGCUUGAGCGGCUGUCGGGGAGCAGCCUGGCCGCGCGGCCACGCGCGCUGCUGCACUGCUUCCGCCGCCACCGUGCUUGCAGCCUGAGCUCGGUGCCUGCGCCCCCGGGGCCCCUGCCACCGCCACCACCGCCGCCUCCACUCAGCCCCACGCUGCCCCCGCGGCCCGCCACGGCCGGCGCCAUGGCCCCGCUGCGCAGCCACAAGCCCACGGUCGCGUCGCUCAGCCCGUAUACCUGCCUGCCGUCUCUUAGGGAGACACCCCAGCCUCUCAAGCCCUGCAGAUCGCACCCUGAUUCUGCAGCUGACCUGCUGUCUGCCCUGAGUCAGGAAGAACAGGAGCUCAUCAGGCCUGUGGUCGCCCUGGGAUACCCCCUGGCCAGGGCCAUCACAGCUCUGCAGAGGACGGGGAGACAGAGCCUGAGCCAAUUUCUCGGCUACCUCAGCGCCCGGGAGAGGCUGCUGCAGCAGGGCUAUGUGGAGGCCCUGGUGGACGAGGCCAUGGAGCUGUUCCAGAACUCUGAAAGCAAGCUGUCCCCACCCCCUCACAGGCCAGGGAGUUCCUGCGCCUCUGGGAGCAGUUCAGCGACAUGGGUUUCCAGCCACAGCGGAUCAAGGAGGUGCUGCUGGUACACGGCAACCGCCAUGAGCAGGCCCUGGAGGAGCUGGUGGCCGGCACCCAGUGACUGUGAGGCCACUGGCCUGUGUCCUUGAAACCCAGCCGGAGCCACACAGACAAAGCUAUGCACGUUCACUAUAAAAAACAAACAGUCCCAAGGCAGGGGAAACACUGAGGUCAGCUGGCGGUGCUCCAGGAGGACGAGGCAGGGGCCAGUGAGGUGGGACUGAGCCUUGCACCCUGCCUGUGUUCCAUGUGUACCCUCUGUGUUAAUAACUUUGCUGUUGAGAAAAUUAAAACAAUAACAGUAGCAACAGAA
Cavia porcellus (domestic guinea pig) is the source of this 5021-nucleotide messenger RNA. RefSeq names its product ubiquitin associated protein 1 like (gene Ubap1l). Gene Ontology annotation, biological process: ubiquitin-dependent protein catabolic process via the multivesicular body sorting pathway. The record is from RefSeq and is a predicted model, not a curated record. NCBI's taxonomy places the organism in Eukaryota, Metazoa, Chordata, Mammalia, Rodentia, Caviidae. The transcript has 6 exons. Bases 3643 to 4797 code for a protein of 384 amino acids. Gene Ontology annotation, molecular function: ubiquitin binding. Gene Ontology annotation, cellular component: ESCRT I complex.